AUGGCGUGUGUCACCACGCAGCAGGUGGUGGACGUAUGCACUCGGGGGCCACAGCAGAUCUUGAAUCAGUUCCGGAAGUAUUCCUACUUGCUGAAGGAAAAGGUGGAAGAUCUGGACCCCACUGACAUUGAUGGGUGCAGAGAACGCAUUCAAGCCUACAGACAAGCAAAGUACGAAGUGCAAGUGCUGUCCGAGAGCCUUGUGGACUUCCCUCUCUUUCGGCUUCGAUGCUCUUCGAUGACCAAUUUGUUGGCUGAAAAGGCGGAGAAGCUGGCCCAGGAGUGCCUUCGCCAAUGCAGCCAGUGCAUCGAAGAAAGAGCGGAUGAGAUCCUCAACGAAUGGGACUCCACCCACAAGCGGAUUCUUUCAAGCCCUGAGUCGGAGAAAGACAUGGCCGACUUGAGGGAGUUCAUGGAGGUGGUGCAGAAAAAGGUGGUGAAACCCUUGAUGGAACGCACGCGGGUGGUGCAUCAGCAAAUGAACAUGGUCGAAGAUUUCAAUCACGAUAUUGGGGGCGAAGUCGUGGAGAAAGCCUUUCGCUCGUUUGAGUGGCCCUUCCAGAUCAACAUGGAUGUCAUGGAGGCAGACCGACAGCUCAACAAGGACAAGAUUGCUUUCAUGGAACAGCUGACGCGUGAAGUGGAAGAAUAUCAGGUGGACUUCCAGAAAUACCAAGCAGAGUUGGAAUGGGUGAAGAGUUUGGAGUCCUAUGCCGUGGCUGGGCAAGUGGCGCAACGCGUUCAGACCCUCCAGGACAACCUCGUACGUGCGACUGAUCGCGUCAAGUCCUUCUCUGACCGUGAGAAGUUGUUCCAGAUUGAUCAGAAGGAUUAUUCAGAGCUUGAGGUGGUGCAAGACGAGUACAAGCCUUACUUCGACUUGUGGUCAAUGGCCAUUGACUACAAUGGGUGCGAAGAGGAGUGGCUCACGGGGAAGUUGGCGAACCUGUCAGCCGUGGAGGUUGAACAGGCGGUGGACGACAACUACAAGGACUCCUACAAGGCCUUCAAGUCCUUCGAAGGGUCUCCGAACCCCCAGAAGGUGGCGCAGGAGCUUCGGAGCGCCGUCCAAGCCUUUAAGAAGAACAUGCCCAUCAUUCAGGGCCUGUGCCAACCUGCGAUCAAAACCUCGCAUUUGCUGCAGCUCUUCGAGGACAUGGAUGUCGACAUCGACAUGGAGGAUGGCCUGACCUUGACCAUGUGCCUGGAGGCUGGUAUGCUGGACCAUGUGGAGAAGGUGGAGGCCAUCAGCACCUCUGCACAGAAGCAGCAUGGCUUGAAGGUGGCCCUGCAGACCAUGAAGAACGAAUGGAAAGCCAUGGCGUUCGGCACACUGCCCUACAAGAACACGGGCACCUUCUUGCUGAAAGGAGCUGAUGACGUCCAAGCACUGCUGGAUGAUCACAUCAUCAAGACACAGGCAGUUCGAGGCUCACCCUUCGUGAAGCCCAUCGAGAAGGAGGUGAAGGACUGGGAGGCCAAGCUUAUUUACAUUCAGGAUCUGCUGGAGCAGUGGCUGAUGGUGCAGAGGACCUGGCUCUACCUGGAGCCGAUCUUCAGCUCCGAGGAUAUCGUCCGCCAGAUGCCUGACGAAGCCAAGAAGUUCCAGGCCGUGGACAAGUUGUGGCGUGACACAAUGAAUUCGGUCGAUGAGAACCCCUUGGUCCUGGACGUCUCGGAGAUCGAGAACCUCCUACUGCACUUCUCAGACGCCAACAAGAAGUUGGAUCAGAUUCAGAAGUGUCUCAACGACUAUUUGGAAACCAAGCGCUUGGCAUUCCCGCGCUUCUUCUUCUUGUCGAAUGAUGAGCUGUUGAUGAUUUUGUCGCAGACAAAGGACCCAACGGCCGUGCAGCCACACAUGGGGAAGUGCUUCGAAGGCAUCAACAAGGUGCGCUUCGAUCAAAACGAUGAGAUCAUCGAGGCCAUGCUCUCGGUGGAAGGCGAAGUGGUCGAGCUCGUGCAUCAGGUGAACGUGAACGAAGGCGACAAGAAAGGCAACGUCGAGCGAUGGCUCUUGGAAGUACAAGACUCCAUGAUCAAGACCUUGACCAAGAUCAUGGGCGAUUCCGUGCGCGCCUACGCGGAGACCUCCCGUGGCCAGUGGGUCCUGGAGUGGCCAGGGCAGGUGGUCAUCGCUGUGGACAACAUCUACUGGACUCAAGAAGUGGCUGAAGCCAUUGAGAAGGGCAAGCUUGAAGACUACUACCAGGCCACGGGUUUCGGCUUCGGGGAGUGGUGCGCCCGCCAGGUCUGCGCAUCUCAGUUGCACGAUCUGGUGGAAUUGGUGCGUGGAGAGCUCUCCAAAUUGGCACGCCGAACGCUCACAGCCAUGGUCACGAUCGAUGUGCACAAUCGGGACGUGGUGGGCAGUUUGCGUGAUGCCAAGAUCAGCUCUGCGAAGGACUUUGAUUGGAUGGCACAACUCCGCUACUACUGGGCCCCAACCGGAUCCAUCAUCAUGUACGAGACGCAAAAGCCCAGCACGACCGACAACUGUCAAGUGUCCAUCAUCAAUGCCACUCUCCUCUACGGCUUUGAGUACUUGGGCAACAGUGAUCGGCUGGUGGUCACGCCACUGACGGACAGGUGCUACCGGACCCUCAUGGGAGCCUUCCACCUCUUCUACGGCGGAGCACCCGAGGGACCCGCCGGCACAGGCAAGACCGAGUCCACCAAGGACUUGGCCAAGGCCAUGUCGGUUCAAUGCGUGGUCUUCAACUGCUCCGAUGGCCUGGAUUACUUGGCCAUGGGCAAAUUCUUCAAAGGCCACGAGCUGGCCAUGACACUGAUAUUGGAAGACAAUACGUUCAACCGAAUCGACUUGGAAGUCUUGUCCGUGAUUGCACAACAGGUGGCAUGCAUCCAAGAGGCGAUUCGGAUGAAGAAGCGCCGCUUCAUCUUUGAAGAGACCGAGUUGGAGUUGAUCCCCACCUGCGCGGUCAACAUCACCAUGAACCCUGGCUAUGCUGGCCGCUCUGAGCUGCCGGACAACCUGAAGGCCUUGUUCCGCCCUUGCGCCAUGAUGGUGCCGGAUUAUGCAUUGAUUGGAGAGAUCGUGCUCUACUCUGUGGGCUUCGGCAACGCCAAGCCCUUGGCGGCCAAAGCGGUGGCCUCGUUGCGCUUGGGAUCCGAGCAGCUCUCGUCACAGGACCACUACGACUUUGGCAUGCGUGCGCUGAAGUCAAUUUUGGUGGCUGCGGGACAACUGCGAAAGAAGUUUGGGAGCAGCCGUGCAGAGGACAUUUUGAUGCUCUCAGCGCUCAACGAUGUGAACCUGCCCAAGUUCACCUCCAACGACAUCCCUCUCUUCUUGGGCAUCACUGGCGAUUUGUUCCCAGGAACCAAGCUACCACCGUCCGACUACGGCAAGCUGAUCAACGAAUUGGAAGGAGCAGCUCGGGCGCGUCACCUGCAGCCGAAGGCGUCCUUCAUUCACAAGUGCACACAGCUUUGGGAGACGAUCAUGGUCCGACACGGCUUGAUGGUGGUUGGCAUGAACGUCUCAGGGAAGACAGAGGUCGAAAACGUGCUUUCAGCGGCUUUGGCUGCUGUGGCCGACGGUGACUUGUACCUGCCUUGCCAGAUUCACAAGAUCAACCCAAAGUCCAUCAAGCAGGGCCAACUCUAUGGCGAUUUCGAUGAGAACACCCACGAGUGGACCGACGGCAUCCUCGCCUUGACGGUCCGCUACACGGCGAACGCAGACCCUUCGCACCGGCAGUGGAUCAUGCUCGAUGGGCCAGUGGACGCAGUGUGGAUUGAGAACAUGAACACUGUCCUUGAUGACAACAAGAAGCUCUGUUUAAACAGUGGCGAGAUCAUCAAGUUGAGCCCCGUCACCACGAUGAUGUUCGAGGUGGAGGACUUGACCUUUGCAUCUCCUGCCACGGUGUCGCGGUGUGGCAUGGUCUUCAUGGAGCAGCGUGAACGGGUCUUUGCCUUCCGCGACUUUGUGGUCAAGACCUGGGACCUCCACGACGCACACUGGACGGGGAGAACGGUGCUGGAUGUGGCCGGAGGCAAGGGGGACCUGUCGUGGCUGCUGGCGAAUGCCGAUGCCUUGGACUCGGUGGUCGUGGAUCCCCGCUGCACGGAUCACACGAAGAUCACCCGGACAGCCAAGUGGCACUUUGAGACGCGUCAUGAAGAUGAAAGGUCUUUGACUGAAGAUCGUGGACCCCAAGGGCCCCUUCGACACUUGGCGCUGCAGCCGCCCUGGCGACCUCCACGACACCUACGGGUCUACAUGGACCAGGAGCUGCUGGAGCAUCGUCGUAAGCCCUUUGUGGAGUGGAAGUUUUUCUGGGAGGAGGCGUCGAAGAGAGCCGAGCAGACGGAGCGCUGCGGGCAUCACCAAUCACUGGAGUUGGAGAACAGUCAAGGAGCCCCUCGUGCUGUGCGCAUUGAGGAGGCUGCAGAGGCCCUUGAGGCGAUUCACUCCUGUAGCCUCAUCUUGGGCUUCCACCCCGACCAGGCCACCGAAGCCUGCAUCGACCUGGCGUUAGAGCUCCAAAGACCCUUUGCGGUUUGCCCCUGCUGUGUUUUUCCGAAAGACUUUCCCGAGCGCAAGCUGUAUGGCCGUACGGUGAAGACCUACCCCGACUUCAUCGAGUACCUACGGCAGAAGCAUCCGUCCAUGCGCUUUAAAGACUUGUGCUUUGAGGAGGGGGGCUACUCAAGGAGCAUUGUCCUCUACAUGCUGCAGGAGGACUUUGACGGCGAGGAAGUGAAAAAGAUGCGUCGGGAUACGACGGGUGGAUGGUUCGAGGCAGUUCUCCGCCACAUGGUUCCCAAGUUGACUGAAACUUAUGAGGGAAUUACAGUGGAAAAGGCAGAAGAAUACCAGCAGCUCGAAACAGCUCCCGAGCGGCUGCAGGACGACAAGACCAGCGACUGCGGCGAACAGUUGAAGACGCUUUUUGAGACGAACGUGGAUCAAUGCUGGGAGAUGUGCCAGCGCAAGGCGGGGACCUUGAAGACGUUCAAUGCCGGCUGCCGGGCAGGGAACUACAUCCCAAAAACUUGA
Durusdinium trenchii is the source of this 5028-nucleotide messenger RNA. Lineage: Eukaryota; Dinophyceae; Suessiales; Symbiodiniaceae. The record is from the annotation of a GenBank genome assembly.